Molecule: messenger RNA, 3683 nt
Organism: Phalaenopsis equestris
Lineage: Eukaryota; Viridiplantae; Streptophyta; Magnoliopsida; Asparagales; Orchidaceae
Product: MAP3K epsilon protein kinase 1-like
Exons: 17
Coding region: 6-3602 (1198 amino acids)
Biological process (GO): protein phosphorylation
Molecular function (GO): ATP binding; protein kinase activity
Source: RefSeq, a predicted model, not a curated record
UUGAAAUGUCUGGGGUCUGUGCUGCAUCAGAUAUAUGGAGUGUUGGCUGCACUGUUAUUGAAUUGCUCACAUGUGUUCCGCCAUAUUAUGAUCUUCAGCCCAUGCCUGCACUUUUUCGUAUUGUGCAGGAUCCACAUCCUCCAAUACCUGAGGGUCUAUCUGCUGAUAUUACUGACUUUCUACGGCAAUGUUUUAAAAAAGAUGCUUUGCAAAGACCAGAUGCAAGAACGUUGCUACAACAUCCAUGGAUUCAGAACUCGAGACGUGCUCUGCAUUCUUCUCUCCGUGAAAUAGGUGGAUCACUAAAGAACAUAGAUGAAGAUGCUUCGCUUACGGAUAACAACUCUUUGGGGAAUAUAUCUGGUGGGGGUGACACAACUGAGGGUACAAUGAAGGGUGAUGAUACCAACUUGGAGAAAGUAAAAUCUGAAAGCAAUAUUUUGGAUUCCAGCUCUUUGGAAAUAAAUGGACCUGAUGAGGAUCAAAGUGGAGAGAACAACAUUACUCAAGAUGUCAUCUCAGAAGGUGUUGAUUGUUUGCGAGAUGAUCUUUCUGCUAGAGAUCCAACUUUAGUUUUACAUCAGAAACCAAUGGGCUCAUCUUCUGUUAAAGAAGUUUCAACUGCCAAUUCAAAAAUAGCUGAUCCACAAAUAUUGAAUGACUCUUCCACUGAUUCAGCAGAUGGGCUGGUUAGCAUCACUGCGGGAGUUGCAGAAAAUGGUUUAGAUGCCGAGCAUGAUGAUGAAGGAAGCUCCGGCCAUGAUGAAAGUAGCUUAUUUUCCUUUCGGGCUGGAAUGCUAAAAUUUGCUUCUCCGAAGGUUACAAAUCCAUCCGCUGCAACUGGAGUGCAUGACUUGAGUAGAUUCAGGGAUGCACCUGGAGAUGCAUUGCUGGAUGAUUUAUUUCAGCCACUUGGUAGGAUUACAGGAGAUCAAGCUGCAGAAGCUUCAACUUCUACAACCGAUCAUGGAAAUGUAUUAUGUGAUGCUGCUAAAAGUAACCUAGCUAAGGAACUCAAAGCUAGGAUGGCCCAGAACCAUGCGGAAAAUGAAAUUAAAGAACGAACGGGUGGAAAACUCUUGGAGGAUGUGAUGGAUGUUUUCGAGGAAAACUUGCCAGCAGAGAACAUUUUUCUUAUUCAGUCUGUAGAGUUCAGCAAAUUGGUUGGAUUGCUGAAGCCAGAGCAACCGGAGUAUGUAAUUUUGUCUGCAUGCAAGAAACUAGUCUCAUUCUUUGUUCAGCGUCCAGAGCAAAAGCAUGUAUUUGUAUCCCAGCAUGGGUUUCUUCCUCUUAUUGAUCUUCUUGAAGUUCCAAGAAACCGAGUCAUAUGCUCCGUGCUUGAGAUUAUCAACCACAUUGUUAUGGAUAAUGUUGGUUUCCAAGAAAAUGCUUGUCUUGUGGGCCUUAUACCAGUGGUAAUGAACUUUGCAGUACCUGAUCGCCCUAGAGAAGUAAGAAUGCUAGCAGCGUUCUUUCUUCAGCAGCUUUGCCAAUCCAGUACCUUAACAUUGCAGAUGUUUAUUGCCUGUCGGGGGAUACCUGUACUUGUGGGUUUUCUUGAGGCUGAUUAUGCGAAGUAUAGGGAAAUGGUUCAUCUUGCUAUAGACGGCAUUUGGCAUGUAUUUAAGCUUCAACAUUCCACUCCUAAAAACGACUUCUGCCGUAUUGCUGCCAAGAAUGGAAUUCUUCUUAGACUUGUCAACAUUCUUCAUAGCAUGAAUGAGGCAGCUCGUUUAGCAUCUUUACAAAAUGGUGUAAUGGCACGACCCAGAUCUGGUCUAUUGGAUGUUCCUCACUCACUUGGAGCUUUUGAAUCACUUCAAUUAUCAGCUUCUUCUACUUCUAGUCUUGUUGCAACUGUGUUGGAGACGAAGCAGUUUUUUGGUGAAGCAGAUAAGAAUCAUCCAGGCCAUGCUCCACUGGAUGCUUCUUUAUCCAAGGCAUCUGAAAUGGUUACAGAAAAUUCUGGGCACAUAACUAACAGAGGGUCUUCAGCUGCAGCUUCAGAGGAACUUGAGAAUUUGGGUUUGUGGAAAUCCAAUGCUUCUCGAUUAGAAACGGACCUUCUUAGGCAACAGAGGGCGACUGAUUCUGUUAACAGAACUUCUACAGACAAACCUAUAAAGCAUGUGGAUCCUACAUCGAAUGGACAUCCUAGUAGUGGUAACCCAUUGUCUUCUCAUAAGGAUCAAGUGAGACCGCUGCUGAGCUUGUUUGACAAAGAUCCACCUUCUCGAAAUGUCUCUGGGCAGCUCGAUUAUGUACGCAACCUUCCUGCACUAGAAAGGCACGAAAGCAUAUUACCCCUUCUACAUUCUUCAACGGAAAGGAAAACAACAGGAGAACUUGAGCUUUUGAUGGCAGAAUUUGCUGAGGUUUCUAGAAAAGGCAAGGAAAACGGACAUGCAGAUUUCAAUGGAAAGCUGUCUAAGCGGGCAAGUAAAAAGGCAUUACCAAAAUCCACAGGUUCAACAACUUCGAAUGAAGGUGCUUCGACAUCUGGUGUUGUUUCCCAGACAGCAUCAGGAGUAUUAUCGGGGUCUGGUCUUCUGAAUGCUAGACCUGGGAGCACAACAUCCUCCGGAUUACUUUCUCAAAUGGUGUCAUCUCUGAAUGCUGAUGUGGCUCGAGAGUAUCUUGAGAAGGUUGUAGAUCUUUUGCUACAAUUUGCCAAAGCUGAUUCUACUGUAAAAUCUUACAUGUGUAGCCAAAGCCUGUUAAGUCGACUUUUCCAAAUGUUCAAUAAGAUAGAGCCCCCUAUUCUAUUAAAGAUCCUCAUGUGCAUUAAUCAUCUUUCUGGGGAUCCAAACUGCUUGGACUCUCUUCAGCGUGCAGAGGCAAUCAAGCAUCUGAUUCCUAAUCUUGAACUCCAUGAAGGGCCUUUUGUCUCUCAAUUACAUAGUGAAGUCCUUUGUGCAUUAUUCAACCUCUGCAAAAUAAACAAGAGAAGGCAGGAACAAGCAGCUGAGCAUGGAAUUAUUCCCCAUCUAAUGAAGUUCAUCAUUUCGGAUUCACCCUUAAAACAUUGUGCAUUGCCUCUGCUUUGCGACAUGGCCUAUGCUUCACGAAACUCCACGGAGCAGUUACGGGCUCACGGCGGAUUAGACGUGUAUCUAAAUCUAUUGGUGGAUGAAGCAUGGGCUGUUACCGCCUUAGAUUCCCUUGCAGUCUGCUUGGCUCAUGACAGUGACCACAGGAAAGUUGAGCAAGCUCUACUGAGGAAAGAAGCUAUUCAGAAGCUAGUGAAAUUUUUUGGGAACUGCCCAGAACACUAUUUUGUGAACGUUUUGGAGCCAUUUUUGAAGAUCAUUACGAAAUCGCCGCGAAUAAAUACCGCAAUGGCCACCAAUGGUCUGACCACUCAUCUCAUUUCAAGACUAGACCAUCACGAUGCUAUUGCUAGACUUAAUCUUCUAAAACUAAUCAAGGCUGUCUAUGAGCACCAUCCAAGACCGAAGCAGCUGAUAGUGGAAAAUGACCUCCCUCAGAAGCUUCAGAAUUUGAUCGAAGAGCGAAGGGAUGGACAGAGAUCCGGACAGGUUCUUGUUCAGCAAAUGGCGACUGCACUGCUGAAAGCUCUCCAUAUCAACACUGUUUUGUAGCUUUAAAUUACUGAGUUAUAUCUCAAUUUGCUUAUCAGGUAAAUGUAAAUAUUCCUCCCCUUUUCUUAUUUUAAUUUUUUC